Messenger RNA from Mustela lutreola (European mink), 2699 nucleotides. It is a transcript of the gene CCDC62, whose product is annotated as coiled-coil domain containing 62. The transcript has 13 exons. Lineage: Eukaryota; Metazoa; Chordata; Mammalia; Carnivora; Mustelidae. The record is from RefSeq and is a predicted model, not a curated record. Bases 190 to 2292 code for a protein of 700 amino acids.
UCGGCGACGCCGUAGCGGGGCCGGCGGGCGCGUUCCUCUGGGCGGGCGGUUUGGGUGCUUGCUCCGACUGGCCGAGGGCGCGGGGCUCCGGGGUUCGGGGCUCGCCCCCCGCUCCGGGCAGGAGCGCCUAUGGCGUUUGUAAGGUGACCCUGCGCUCACCGACUUUCUCCGGGGGCGGAGGAAGCACCCAUGAACCCUUCGGCGACCUUCCUCGCCGGGCGCCAGAACAUCGGGUCAGAAGUUGAGAUUUCCACUAUCGAGAAACAACGGAAAGAGCUGCAGCUGCUUAUCGGAGAACUAAAAGAUCGUGAUAAAGAGCUCAAUGAUCUGGUUACAGUACAUCAGAGACAACUUCUUUCGUGGGAGGAGGAUCGGCAGAAAGUGUUGACCUUGGAAGAACGUUGCAGCAGAUUAGAGGGUCAGAAAUAUACGAGCAGUAUCUGUUACACACUUCUAUAUGCCAGCCAAUUCAAAGGACUCAUGGGUGAACUACAUAAAAGAACUGAAAUAAUCAGGUCACUCACAAAGAAGGUAAAAACCCUUGAAUCGAAUCAAAUUGAAUGCCAGGCGGUUCUUCAGAAGACUCAGCUACAGCUUCAGGAAAUGGCUCAAAAGGCAACCCAUUCCUCUCUCCUCUCUGAAGACCUCGAGGCUAGAAACGAAAACCUCAGCAACACAUUAGUGGAACUUUCUGCCCAGGUAGGACAAUUACAAGCUCGAGAACAGGCUCUCACUACAAUGAUAAAGCUAAAGGACAAAGAUAUUAUCGAGGCCGUCAACCACAUUGCAGACUGCUCGGGAAAAUUUAAACUGUUAGAGCAUGCCUUGCGUGAUGCGAAGAUGGUGGAGACGUGUAUCGUGAAAGAAAAGCAAGAUUACAAGCAGAAACUGAAGACACUUAAAGUUGAAGUCAAUAAACUGAAAGAGGAUCUAAAUGAAAAGACAACAGAAAAUAAUGAACAGCGGGAAGAGAUCAUUCGCCUCAAGCAAGAGAAAAGUUGCCUGCAUGAUGAACUGGUUUUUACUGCAGAGAGAGAAAAAAGGAAAGAUGAGUUACUUGAUAUUGCAAAGUCAAAGCAAGAGCGCACAAACGCAGAACUCCAUAAUCUGAGACAGAUUUAUGUAAAACAACAGAGUGAUCUGCAGUUUCUUAAUUUUAAUGUGGAAAAUUCUCAGGAAUUAAUACGGAUAUAUGACUCAAAGAUGGAGGAAUCAAAGGUUCUGGAGUCCAGCAGAGACAUGUGUUUGUCAGACCUUGAGAAUCACCGCCCGAAAGCCGACAUCAAGAGGGAGAAAAAUCAGAGGUCAUUGGUUAAAGAUGCAAAAUUUGAGACCAUGUUCCUGCAGAAUCGGUCAGACAGGGGCCCCUGUGAUGUGUGCAAAGAGAAGAGGCGACAGGGUAAUCCUUCAUUUGGGGAAAAAAGUGUAUUUGCUAUCUCAUCUCUGUUGACAAAAGACUUACUGGAGAAGCAAAAGUCUUGGUCUCUGGGAGGAAAAAUGCAGAUGGAACCGGAAAACCAAAGUAGUUUGUGCAAGAUCCACGCCAAGUCACCAAAAGAUAAUGGGAUCGGGAUUCAGAAUGAAGAGAAACAACUCUCCGACACAUCCAUGUCAUCUGAUGAGAGACAGUGGCAUGAUGUCAAUGUGUACCUGGGCCUCGCCAGCUGCUCCGGUUCCAGACAACCAGAAAAGCCGGAUGUUGAAAGUCAAGAUGACAUAGAAAGGUCUGGAGUCACCUGUUGCCAUAAAAAUGAGACCUGUCUGGGGGAGAGUGACAUGUAUGAAUCCAAGUGCUGCCACCCGAGUAACUUCAUCAUUGAAGCCCCAGGCCCCAUGUCUGACAUGGAGUGGAUGAGCAUUUUCAAGCCUUCUAAAGUGCAAAGGAUUGUUCGCCACAAAUCUGUGUGUACUUGUUCGGAAAGUGCCGGCGGGAGGAAGUACAACUCCGCCACCAGUGAGCUAAUUGCCAUCCAGCGUUCCCACUGUUCGGGUUCUUCAAAAUCUGCUCCUAGAGAAGAUGAGAAAUUGAUAGAGACAGAGCCCUCUUCAGAUGCAAAGAACUCACCUAAGAUUUUGUUAUUCAACAAAGAGGCACCAUCGUCCAGUGACAAGGAUGACUUUUCUCCCACAAGCAAGCUUCAGCGUUUGCUGGCAGAGUCUCGCCAGAUGGUUACGGACCUGGAGCUGAGUACUCUGCUCCCCAUCAGCUCCGAGAAUCUCAGCAGCAGUGCCAGAAACAACUUAGAAGUCACAGAAGAGUCAGCUCAGAAAAAUACCUUUCUUAGUAAUUGAAGAACACAAAAGUCAACUUCACUGUUCAUUGUGGUCAUAGAAGCCGAUUUCUCAUCUUUGGAAGGCAGGAAGCAGACAUCAAUACCUAAUACUUAACCUUGAAAACAAAAAGGGGAUUGUAGUCCUUUGUAAACAACAUUUAAUACCAAAGGGAAGCAGAAACUGAAAGCUAAUUUUUUAACAUCUAUAUUUUGUUUGUUUUCAAGUUGACUGUUUUCAUGUUGAGGACAUUUUUUUUUUUUUUUAAAUGUGUAAGAAAUUAGACCUUACUGUGUAUUCUCUAUAUACAAACGUGGAAUUCUGCUCAAAGAGAAAAGGACUUCUCUGUAAAGAUGCAGACUACGGUUAAAUACCGGAGAAGCUCUUUAAAAGUGUGGUCAUCAAAUAGAGAACCCCUGCAUGUAAAA